AUGAGGGUGCUGGAUUCGUGGCCCUCCACGGGACAUGACCUCGAGUUCAAUGAGCUCAUCCCAACGCAUGAUAAGACGGAAGCUGCCAUCUUGGACCAACUACGGCCGUUGCUCCCAGCAUCUCUGGAUCACCUGCCUCUCCUUCAGAACCAGGAUGAGCCGUCACCAGUAGUCGACUCAUUACCACCAUCAUCACCGCCAGACCUGCCAGCACAAUGUCAUGCGAUUUUCCCAGACGCACCUUCCCUGCCGCCAGUGUCCCUGCCAGGGCCAGAAGACUCGUCUUGGUCACCGCCCCCAUUAUUGCCAGACAACUGCCGCGCAAUCCUCCCAGAUGCACCUUGCCUGCCGCCAGUAUCAUUGCCAGAACCUCAGGGAUCAUGCUCAUCACAGUCUCCAGAGCCCGAACUCGUCAGUUUGGAAAUGGCGGUUGUCGCCCAGGCGGUCAUCGCCCAGACAUCAGAAACCCUCAAUGAGACACCAGCACCUUGUUUGCCUAGCCCGGUCCCGCCAAACCAGCAACUUUCUGUCGAGAUACCUGUUUCGACACUUAUUACGCCAAGAUCCCUGCACGAUGGAUUUGUACCUCCCUUCCCCGUGGUUAAGGAGCGCAUUGCGGUGCAGGCCCUGAAGGAGGCCCAUGGCGCCAUGGAUGGCGAGUUCGUGGAAUUUGACUUGGACCGGUUCUCGUUCUAUCUGGAUACGAAACACUAUCCUUUGGAAAUGAGGUCAUUGCAGCACAUAGGCAUGAGGAAGCCCACCGACCGGUACUACUUUGACGGUGUGCUCAGCUGGAAGGGUCACAAGUAUUUUGUUCAGAAAGUCGAGGUGGCUGAACUUCCCAUUGGCAACUAUGGGGUUGAGCACCCGAGCGUGGAUGGCGAAGUCUGGGUUCGUUCGGUCUUUAAUUCGAGAACUGAGGUCUACUAUCGACUGCGGAGGCCAACGGUUGAAUACAAAAGGUUUUACGAACCGUUUGUAUGGGCCAUGGAUCUCGCCAAGCACGUUGUCGACUAUGCUGGUUACUUGCUCCAGGAAAACCGCAGUCUUUGUCUCGAAGUCUUCAAGAAUUCUUUCUCUGAGUGGCUUGAGAGCACCCACGGCGGAUCUGCCGCUUUCCGAAAGUGGCGGCGACAGUAUCCUAGGAUUGACUUCAGGGUUGCAGUCGCCAACAACAUCGACUUUAUUUGGAAAGAAGUCUUUGGGGUUCAUGGGGAAAAGAAGGCCGGCUCGAUGAGACUAUUUCGGGAGGCGAUGAAUGUCGAUAUCUACGAGUCUAACAAAGCUGUGCCGGAGCUCCCGAAGCUUCUGGAGGGCAGGCCGAUGAAGCAGGAUGUUGAGGUGGCUCCGACCAUCGUAACGCCGUAUAUCAAUGAGUUGUUUGGACAUAUGGUUCUUGGGAAGGUAUUCCAUGUGGUGUCAAGUCCAGAUGGAGGGCUUCGAACACCAGUGUCGGCCCGGGAAGCGACACCAGAUGUUCAGAUCAAGAUGGAGUGUAAUGUUCCUGGGAGGCGCCGAGGGACCACACAAUUUUUACCUCUCCACGUUACUGAUGCAAUCCAAGUUGGCGACACCAUCUCUACUCCACACGAUGAUGAAAGCACAAACACCAAGUGGAAGAAGGAAGAGGGGGUGACCGACUCGCGCUGGUUCGGUCUGGUCCAAAAGGUUCACAAAGCCAAAGAUGGCGCCCGAAGCUUCGAUGUCACGUGGCUAUACCGACCUGCAGAGACGCCGUGUUGUUUGAUGCGAUACCCUUGGCCGAACGAGCUAUUCCUGAGCGAUCAUUGUACAUGUGAGGAGGGCAAGCAUGCUAGGGUUAAAGAGCACGAGGUCAUGGCUGUCCACAAAGCCAACUGGUUCGGCAGCCCAGAGACCAGCGGUGACGACUUUUUUGUCCGGCACACUUACAUUGUGGAACACCGACGCUGGGUAUCACUGCAAGAGUCGCACAUCAGAUGCUCUCAUGGGUCAGAGAAGCUCGGUUACAAAUCGGGCGACACAGUCCUGGUACUGUUGAACUUGUCGGACAAAUAUACGGAGCCUUGUGAGAUUGUCAAGGUGUUCAAGCAAGGCAAGACCAUAUUCGUGCGGCUCCGGAGGCUCCUCAGGCGCGGGGAGGUCGAUUCUGUGGUCAAGAACGCCGCCACCAACGAGCUCGUCUAUACGGACAAGUUUGUGGUGAUGAAGCCUGACAGAAUCACAGGGAGAUGUCAAGUGCGCGUCUUCGAGGCUGAUUCGCCUAUUCCAAGCCCAUACAAUCGCGGCGGAACUGGGAAUCUCUUCUAUAUCACCCACCAACUUAACGGCACUCGACAAAAGGUUGUUCCUCUUGGCAACAUGCCUUUGACCAUGCGUCAGGGCUUUGAUCCAAGGGCAGACAAUGUCCGCAAGCUGCGGGGAAUGGACUUGUUCUGUGGGAGUGGUAACCUGGGACGAGGUCUUGAGGAUGGUGGCGCCAUUGAAAUGCGUUGGGCUGCCGAUACUUGGGACAAGGCUAUCCAUACCUAUAUGGCCAACGCCCCUGACCAAGACAUCGUGCAUCCUUUCUAUGGCUCGGUGGAUGACCUUCUACGGCUAGCUCUGGAGGGAAAGUUCUCGGACAAUGUGCCUCGACCAGGCGAUGUGGAAGUCAUCUCAGCGGGCAGCCCCUGCCCUGGGUUCUCACUGUUGACCAUAGACAAGAAGGACCUCAAGCAAACAAAGAACCAGUCCAUGGUGGCGUCCUUUGCGGCCUUUAUCGACUUUUAUCGCCCAAAGUACGCUGUUCUCGAAAACGUCGCCUCGAUCGUCCAAGCACACCAAAACCGAAGCCAAGACACGCUGUCCCAGCUGUUCUGUGCUGUCAUCGGCCUGGGUUACCAAGCUCAGCUGGUGAAUGGGGAUGCCUGGACCUACGGUGCGCCCCAGUCGCGUAACCGGGUGUUUCUCCUCAUUGCAACCCCCGACGUGCGCUUGCCUGAAGCACCCGCACCCUCACAUUCCCACUAUCCGGGGACAAAACAGCGGGGUAUUGGGAAACUGUGCAAUGGCGAGGCUUAUGUCCAGCGAUUUCUUGAUAUUUCCACGCCGUUUAAGUACACCAGCUCGUCCGAGGCGACGGCAGAUCUGCCCGACAUUAUCGAUGGCAUGGUGGAUGCUUGCGUAUCUCACCCGGAGCACCGUCUAACUAUAGGCUUCACCGGAACUAUUCGACAGCAGGUGGCUGUAAUUCCCAUUUUCCCCCACGGCAUGAAUUUCGUCAAGACGUGGAAUGGCGGAAAGGGGGUGAUGACGGUGGCGGACAGGGAGCUGUUCCCCAGUGGUGAGGGCGCGAUGCGCGGUCGGGUUGCCAGCACCGCACAGGGGUGGUCAAGACUUGCGCCGAACCUUGCGUUCCCUACCAUCACGACGGCGUUGGACCCUCGGGACGCGAGGACCGCGAACGGCUUGCAUUGGAGGGAGAGCAGGCCCUUUACCUUGGCAGAGGCUCGAAGGGCGCAGGGGUUUUCGGAGGAGGAGGUGCUGCUGGGGAGGCAGUCGGAUAAGUGGAAGUUGGUGGGGAAUAGUGUGUCGAGGCACAUGGCGGUGGCGUUGGGGCUGAAGUUUCGGGAAGCCUGGACGGGGUGUUUGGGGGAUGAUGGUCGGGGGAGGAGGGAUGGUACGAUGGAGACAGGUGUUGAGGAUGCAAUGGAAGAGCAGCUCAGGAGGGAGGAGUGGGAGGAGAUGGCGGGGUUGGUGGCUACGAAUGUGGAGGGUGUGGAGAUUAACGGGUAUGGCAACCGGCUUUUGUCUGAGGAGACGGUUAAGGGGGGGGGGGCGGGGGGGCACGUCAACAAGAUUCAGCAGGUUGAGAGGGUGAUGGUGGCUCGAAUGGCGGAGAAAGCUUCUACUGCGGGCAGUUCUGAGGUUGCUCAGAGCGAGUCGGACAAUGCGGUGCAGUCGCUUCCUUCGCCGUGUACAUCACUGGAGAAGUCGCCGGGUCCGGCGAAUGUGCGGAUCUCGGGGGAUGAUGGACAUUGA
Podospora bellae-mahoneyi is the source of this 4002-nucleotide messenger RNA. RefSeq lists its product as uncharacterized. Bases 1 to 4002 code for a protein of 1333 amino acids. NCBI's taxonomy places the organism in Eukaryota, Fungi, Ascomycota, Sordariomycetes, Sordariales, Podosporaceae. The record is from RefSeq and is a predicted model, not a curated record. Gene Ontology annotation, molecular function: DNA (cytosine-5-)-methyltransferase activity; DNA binding; chromatin binding. Gene Ontology annotation, biological process: negative regulation of gene expression via chromosomal CpG island methylation. Gene Ontology annotation, cellular component: nucleus. The transcript has 2 exons.